AUGCCACCAAAUGCGUCGGGGCAAUGGUCGGAGAUACAGUGCGACUACUUUGACACCGUCCGAAAUUAUCAGGUAACGGGGUUUUUUAUCAUUGGAGCGCAAUUUCUGAUGAAAAAAGAGCUUCUUUUUCUUUAAACUGCAGUCUGGGGCCGUCUGGACUUUUUCGGAAUUUUUCAUUUUCUUCGUGACGAAAGAAUAUUUUUUUGAGGGCGAAUGAAGAAUUUUAUCAUUGGAGCGCAUUUGCUGAUGAAAAAAUAGAUUUUUUUUUCUUUAAACUGCAGGUUAUAUCUUUGAGGACUUUUUCGGAAUUUUCAUUUUUCUCGUGACGAAAAUAAUGUUUUUUCAAGGGCGAAUGAAGAAUUUUAUCAAUGGAGCGCAUUUGCUGAUGAAAAAAUAGCUUUUUUUUUCUUUAAACUGCAGUCUAUGGCUCUAAGAACUUUUUCGGAAAUUUCCAAUUUUCUCGUCACGAAAAUAAUGUUUCUUAAGAGCGAAUGAAGAUUUUUAUCAAUGGAGCGCAUUUAGUAGCAAAAUUUGAGCUUCCAAGAUUUUUAGGGCAGUUUUCUAUAGAGGAUCUCUAAUUUUUUUUUUAAACUUCAAAGAAAGUCUGGACCAAUUUUUAAGCUUGCCGAAUCCUCAAAAAACCCAAAAAAGUCAGAUUUCUAACAGAAAACAAAGCCAUUUUUUUCCUCCAUCAGAUCUAUUUUGAGAUGACGCCAAAUUGACUAUUAUUGCUUUGAAAUGGGUUUCUCCAUUUGGAAGGACAAAAUAAUAGAAAAAAUUCUGGUUUUUAAAUGACGUGAUCUGGUUUUUGAAUGGAAUUAGGCGUAGAAAAAAAUGAAUUUUUCCAGACGAAAAUGAGAAAAAUUUGGAUAAUUUUUGUUUGAUUUAUGAGGAAAUUCAGGGCUGAUUUUUUUGGUUUUUCUUUGGAGUUUUUAGUUAUAAAUUUGCACUGUUUUUUUAGAUAAAUUUGACGAAAAUAUGAGAAAAUUUAUGAUCCGAUCGAUUUUUUGGUGAUAUUUGAUUGGUUUUUGAGCCGAAAUGAGGUAAAUUAAUCUGACUUCAAGGAUCUUUUCAAGAAAAUGUGGCCAAUUCUUGAUUUUAAGCAAGUUUGUAGUGUGGAAUAUCCCAUAGUCAUGCCGAAAUUUUGGUUCCAGUGAAAAAUUUGGUCGUUUUAUUGCAGAUGAAAGGCAAUUGAAAACCAAAAAUAGCCCUGCAAAAUGAAGUUUGAGGGGCAGAAAAAUAGGCAAUUUUCCUGGGUUGGCUUGGAAAAAAGAAGGCUUGAAAGUCGAGUUGAAUUUUUGAAAUUUGAGUUACUUUGGAAAUUAUGAAUUACUUGUAUCACUGAUUGUUGGGAAAUUUCAAGAAAAAGCUGUUUUCUCCGUUCCAAAACCGAAAUAAUCCUCAAAUUUUUCAUUUUCGGCUCCAUUUUUGCUCGAGUUGAAAGAUUGCCCGUCUAGUUAUUUUUUCCGCCCCCCUAGGUAGACUGGAAAUUAUCCCGAAAGGCUAUACAUCAUAGACUAGGCAAUAAGUAUAAAUAUAUAUAUUCAUGGUUUUGGCGGGGAGAGAUGAAAAGUUGCCGUCCUCAGAUAUUUAACGUCUCCCGUUUCUUGCCUCGUCGAUUGAAGGGGAAGGCUUCCAUUUGUUUCGACAAGGCGCCAGGGGGGGCGGACACAUGCCUCAAAGUCUGAGCGACCGCUUCCGGCAGCUAUUUUUUCGCUUGUUUCUCCCAGAAAUGUUAUGUUUGAUGGAAGAAAAAGGCAUGUUUGAGAUAAUCGAGGGGCUAUUUGGGGUUUCGGAGGCUUUUGAGCAAAAAAAUUCCACAAAAAUGAAUAAAAUUGAGCUUGAAAAUAGAUGGGAAAAAAUAGCCGCGUGACAGUGACCUUUCGCGCUCCAACGCUAAUUUCUUGGAAUAGGUUUUUCUAUUGUUAGUUAUAAACAAAUGAAGCCAAAAAUGUAGAAAAUUGAGCUUGAAAACAGCCGAGAAAAAAUAGCCGCGUGAUAGUAACCUCUUGCGCUCCAACGCUAAUUUCUUGAAAAGUGUCUUUCCAUUCCAAGAAAUAAUCAAAUACAGCCAAAAAAGAACAAAAUUGAGCUUGAAAACAGCCGAGAAAAAAUAGCCGCGGGAUAGGAACCUUUUGCGCUCCAACGCUAAUUUCUUAAAGACGGUCUUUGACUUCUAAGGUUUCCAAGAUUUGAAGCCGAGAAGUAGACUAUACGAUCAAAAAAUCAUAAAUUUUGGAAGAAAAAAUAGUCGGGAAAGAAUGGCCGCAAGUAGCUAGCCAUUCGUGCUCUAUUGCUAAUUUUAUGUCGAAUUCAAACUCAUUGCAUUUCUCAUGUGUGAAUCUUUGUACAGCUCGAAAAAAAAAGGCAAUGAUUUUGCUGGACCUGCUAGAAUUUUCUUGCGAAACAGGUGUUUCCUGUUGAAUCGGUCACUUUUUUCUCCGACAGUUGUCGAACGGCUCUUUGAACUUUGCCGGAUCCAGUUUAUCCGCGUCCAAUCAAUGUCUCAUAGCCAUUAAUCACAGAGAAAUGUGCGAUUUUUCCGUCUUUUCCCCGGUUUCUGGGCUUUGCAGAAGCUGGGAAACACGGAAAAGCUUCGAAAAGAGAAAAAAAAGAUUUAAGAUUCGGUUGAAAAUAGGUACAACGAAGUCGUGUAGGAAAAUUUAAAAUCUACGAAUUUUCUUUUUCGAAAAAAUUAACCCAGAACUUUUUUCAAUGACUCACCCAAUGCUCUCCAAGCAAAAUUAAUUGCUCUUCUUUUUUUUUCGAAAUUGAAAUUAAAAUUACGUUUUCGUGAACCUCAAAUUGAGAGAACCCGUUCGAGGAAUAAGAAAUUGGAGCCGAACUUUUUUUUUUGCAGAACAAGAUCUUUUUUAUUACGUCCUUGCACUACUAAUUAGAAGGGAGAAGAUAUAGAAUGUCGCUUUUCGGUGGAUAUUUUUAAGGGAGGAGGCCGUUCUUUGAUUUUCAGACGGAAAUCUCGUGUGGGUAAUUCAAUGAACGGUUAUUGGGUGUUUGAGAAAAACGGCUGUUCUUUGUUGGUUUUUGGAGAACGGAGUUAGGGGUUCUGGAGGAAGACAUUGAAAAAAUUAUUUUCUUCAGAAGAACUGGGAAAAUAUUUAAUCGCCAGUAUAGAGGCUCCCCAAGGACUACUUGGAGAGGACACUAAAGUGGCCACUAAACCCACCUCUAUAGUGGCCAUUAUUUUCGCUUUUAGUGGUCCCAGAAGUUCUCUAUUUAGUGGCCACUUCGGUAGUUUUUCAUCUAGUGAUCCUUCCAGUGGCUCUGAUAAUUUUAAAACAAACAGAUUGGACCAGUUAUAAUGAUCCAUUGACCCCUAAAGUGGUCACUAAAACUUUUAGUGGUCAAGUAGUAGCACUUAGACCUCUAUAGUGGCCACUAAUUUUUAACCCCUGAAGUGGCCACUAGUUAGACUACUAUAGUGGCCACUGAAACUUCAAAACCCUAUAGUGGCCACUAGUUUUAAAUCCCUUGAGUGGCCACUAAAACUUCAAAACCCUAUAGUGGCCACUAGUUUUAAAUCCCUUGAGUGGCCACUAAAACUUCAAAACCCUAUAGUGGCCACUAAUUUUUAACCCCUCAAGUGGUCACUAAUUCAAAGUGGACUACUAUAGCGGCCAUCACAACGUCAAAACCCUAUAGUGGCCACUAAAAACCCUUCCCAGAACCUGGAAUAUUUUGAUUUUUAGUUAUUCAACUAGCCAUUUCUCUUGAAACUCGAGAUUUUUGCACAAAUCUUUUUUUUUGAAUGAAAAUUCAAGUUCCAUGAUUUCUCCAUUACCCCUGUCUGAUUUAUCCUUUCGGAAUCUCCCAAAUUUUGUUUUCCCAAGGAAAAAUAAUAAUUAUAGCACAAUGACUCAAGUCUCUGCAAAAAAAAAAUUUUGUAUCUUGUGCGAAAAAUGGGAAAUUUUCUCACAGAGCUAUUUUUAUGUGUGUCCUCAUCACACAUAGUGAAAUUGACGGAAAAAAGUAGAAUUUGGGCUUCCAGUCAAAUCGACUACAUACACACACUCACGGCGUGUUUUUUAACGACUUUGUGUAGAGUAACGUUUUUUAUUGGCACUUGGACGGGAAGAAUCGGCCGCUUUUCCGGUCUAUUAGAAAAAUUUUUCCAGUGAGAUUGGAGAUGUUCUGAAGGGGUUUUUGAUUGGGAAAGUGGGAAAAAAAAGCCAUUCCAAGCACGGACAAAACGAGCUGAGCUGUAGAAUUUUCAAAUUUUCACAAAUCACAUAUUUUUAAGGCUUAGAAGUUCUUGAAAUCUGAUAUUGGGCGUCUUUUUUCGGAAAAAAUUGAGCCGUUUUUCAUGACCGCGACGCAACAAGCCAUUCCAAAUGCGGUCAAAAAGGAGUAAAAUGAAUGGCAAAAGCCUAGAAAGUCAUAAAAAUCAACACCUUUUAAGGCGCCUUGAAAUCUGAUAAUCUUCAAGUUUUUUUUUGAAAAAUUAUUUCCCUUCUUUUUUCAAAGCCGUCACGCAAUCGCGACGCAUCAAGCCAUUCCAAAUGUGGUCAAAAAGAAGUGAAACAAUUGACAAAAGCCUAGGAAAAAAAACUAGCACUUUUGAAGGCAUCUGAACACUGAAAAUCAGGUACCAAACUGGAUUUUUUUCUUUUUGAAAGCCGUGACGCAACCGCGACGCAACAAGCCAACAAACGUGGCUGAAAAGAUGAAUGAUCUAUGAAAGGACUAUCGUAAUCUGCUCACGAAAAAAAGCUCCCCGAAAAAUUCAAACUUCAACUUUAAGACGUCUGAGCUCUUGUUGAAAUCUCGCAUGAAUAACAUUUUCAAAACUCUUGCAAAUUGAAAAAAAAAGAUUUCCAACAACAGCUAUUUUAAUCCUUCCACGAAAUUCAAACUUCAGAAGCUUAAAAAUGUCUGAAAGGCUGAUUCAUUGGAGUUUUCUGCAGAACAGCGUCUACAAAAUCAACUUUGACGGGUCGCCGAUCGUACCGCUGUACGGACUCGUCUGCACGUUCGGCGCCAUCGCCAAUUUCGUCGUUUUGUUCGCGUUUGCGAGGACGGCGAACCUGAGGAAUCUCAGGAAUAGGUGAGCCUUUUUAGCAUGAAAAAUUAGAUAAAACAAAGGAAAUUCAACCUCUUAGAAGCUGAAGAGCGCAUUGAGCCACUUGAAAUAGAAAAAUCUGAAAAAAACUUCAGUUUUAACAAAAUUUAGACCUUUUCUGGCAACAGUAAGAGUUCAAUUCUGAAGCCUCAUUGGUUCAUAAAUAGAUCCGGAAGCCACAACGCGACCGCGACACGUUUAGCCAUUCCAAGUGCGACCAAAAUGGUCACCUAAAUCAGUUUGGAUGACUUUUUUCAAACGACCAAAUUUUUUUUCCUCCACUUUUCCAAGCAUCCUCAGCUCUCAAAUUCAAUAAAAUUUAUAUAUCUCCUCAUUUUGGACCUCUGCCAAGGGCAACCGAAUAAGAAGAAGCAGAAAAAAACGUCAUAGACCAAUUUUCUUGAAACGAUUAAUGAGCACCCAUCAUUCUUUUUCCUUGAUUUUUCGCAAAAGUCCUGAAAACAGGGAGCCUUUUUUUUCAGCUUCAUCGUCAAUUUGGCCUUCUCGGACCUACUUUUAUGCGUUGUGACGGCGCCAGUGACGCUCUACACGAGCCUCAACUUGUUUUGGCCCUUUGGCGAUAUUUCCUGCAAAGUGGUUCGUCUUUUUCGGGGGCUCAAUGUGGAAGAAUUGAAAGACAGGGAGAAAAUUAAAGAGACUGAUUUAUUUUUACGAUGUUCCGUUGGAACGCUCCGGGAAGGUUUUGAAGUCUGAAAUUUUUCCCGGUGCUGUUAAAACGUGCUGUAUUUCCUGGAACAUUUUGAAAUUUAGAACGAAAUGUUUAUAAAAGUCAUGACAAAAAAUUUGAAAAUAAAUUAAAAUUAAAAAGUUACUCUUUCCACUCUUCGCUUCGAAGAUUUCUCAAAUUUUUUUCCAUGCUCCUUUAAUAGCGAGGUGUGAUUCAGUUUUUUUUUUCUUGGUUUCUUCAAUUAUUCUACAUCGAAUAAUAGGAAUUUGAGAUGCUCUGUGAACUGAAACUACAUAAGAGGGGUAAAAAGAACAGUCAUUACAACUCCAGAAAGUUUCAGAACGAUUAGAAGAAAGUUGUGACUGAAACUCCGUUUUUUUGUAUUUAUUCUGACGGUACCGUAUACUGAAGCACUAGGAAUUGAGAAGGAAAUGAGUCGAAUAUUGGGAAAAAUACGAAUUUUAAAAUAUUAAUACAAUUUGACAAAAUAUUUAUGUCGGAGGUGUCAGCUUUUCUUGAACGAUGUUCCAUUGAAAAGUUUCAAAAACUGAUUUUUCGUUUUCAGUUAGCCGGUGUCCAGGCAGUCAACACCUUCGUUUCUUCCUUGACCCUGGCUUUUAUCGCGAUGGACCGAGUUCUUUUGACCCUCUGCCCCGUGAAAUGGUUCGUUUUUGAGCUUCUCCUUGACGAAUUUCCAGAACUAUUUGUUUUUUCUAGAAGCCAUAUGAAGGUUUUCAGAAGUUUGAGGGUCUUUUAGAACAUCUUCACUAGUUAUUUUGAGUAUAUUGGAGCCUCAUCUCAUUGUCUUAAGCGUUUCCUAUCUUUUUAGAAAAUUUUAAAAUUUCACAUUUUCAUUGAAAGUUUGUAUGAAAAUCUCAUGAAAACCCCCAAAUUCCAGGCGCUUGGCCGCCACAGCGCCAGUGAUGUGUUAUUUCGUCGUCUGGGUCAUUUCGAUUAUGGUAGCGCUACCGUACGCCCUGGCGGUACGGUCAAAGUUGGCCCCAUUUGAUCCCUGGAACGACAGAGCCACGCCGAAAAUGGUAGGCUUUUGAUGAAUUGCCUUUUUCCUUGAAAGUUAUGAUUUUUUUGCUUUUUUGCUCCGAAACACUGAACAUUGAAAAAGUAGCGAUUCGAGAUUGAGUAAUGACAAAACUUUGGUUUUGAAACGAAAAAAACCUUGUCAGCAUACACAAGAACUGACACGAAAUGACAUUUAUUCCCACAAAUUUCAGCUCUCGUUUUGCAACAAGGGGUUUCCGGAAGUUUGCGCCGAGAUGCAGGAAGCGUGGGACAACGCCGCCAUCUCCAAGACCACCUACACUUUUGUCGUAUUGGGAAUUCAGGUAUGAAAUCGGAUUUUCGUUUGGAAACUUCACUAUAGUUCAAUCACAACUGUUUCCGAGCAAAAAAAAAUAAAACAAAGGCACUUAUUUUGUCCUACGUCUCGUAGAUAUUAUCUCAGAUCCUCCAAAGUUCAGUUAUCUUUCCCUCUCUCUGACGCUUAUUUUCGAUUCUGAAAAACUUAUUCAGAAAGGUACAAUGAAAUAGACUGCGUAGAAGCGAUUUUUCUCCCAUCUUGUAGUUUUUUUUAUUUUAAUAAUUUUUUGUGUUCCUCUCUAACGAUAACCUUUUAAAUCCGAAAAUUCCAAUCCAUAAAACCAAGAAAAAAUCAGAGAAAAAUACGAUGAAAAAUACGACACUCCACUUGACGGCUUAGCCGUGGCGCUAAUUUUCCACUUUUUUAUUGAUUAGUUCAAAAACUUUCCUUCCUUUUUUAUUUUUUUUUCCUUCUUUCUCUUUCUAAUUUUUUUGAAUACGUUCUCUGUGGUGUUCAAAGACUCGAAAAUCACGCUUGAAUUGAAUUUGCGCUGAAAAUGGCUAAUCACAUUGAUCCCUUACUGAAAUUUUCAUGUGCUUCUUUUAAAUUCCAAUGAAGGAUUUCGGAAUAGAAUCUACUCUGUUUGUUGCUAGCUUUUGGUAGGAAAUUACUACAGAGCCGUCUGAAUCUCUUGUUUGUUCAUACUAUUUCGCUGAUGGUUUCCUAAUUUAUGGGUAAUUGACUAUAUUUCCCGGGAAUCAGAAAAAAAUAAACGUCUUUUUUUCCUAUUUUUUUCAUCUUAAGCAAUUAUCAAUUUCUGGCUGUGCAAUAUUCGAAAAAAAUCUCUGACUCUCAAAAAAAUAUUCAUUAUCUUUUUUUCCUUCUCUAACGGUCGUUUUUUUGCCGCAAGCACUGCAAACGCAAUGUGAAUUUUUUUUAUUUUUUAUGAAAAUGUAUGAAAUUUUUCUAUUUUUGCAAUAUUUGAUUUCUAAAUUACAGUACCUGCUCCCGCUCGGCGCCCUAGCCUAUGCCUACUUCCAAAUCGGGGCCACCAUCCGGAAAAGAUCGAAAGUCUCGCGGACGGUCGAUCAGAGCCGCCGGCUUCACAUGCAAAACCGCAACCGGUACAAAAUAAUUGACCCAUAGACCCAUCUUUACCCAAAUUUCUGCAGACGAGCUCUUCUCCUCCUUUUCCUGUUGGUCUUGACAUACGCCAUUUGCUGGGCGCCGAUGAACGUCUAUCACGUGUUGAAUGGCCUCGAAUUCAUCAAUUAUUCCCAGAACAUGUGAGUUGAACCGUUGCGGCUGAUGUCUUCAUAAGGGGAGGUUCCCGAAGAAAUGCCAUCUUUUAAAUAAAUUCCAGAGAUCAAAAAUAAUGGGGAGGUGAAAAUCGAUGAGGGAAGUUCAUUGGCAUUCUUAUUCCAUCAGGACGGGAAGCCUAAUUGAAUUUCGAGGGCGGGAGUUUGUAGUUUGCUCAAGUUUUCACAGCAGGGAAAGUUUUGAAAAGACGAGAAAGGAGCAGUUUUUGGGAUUAUAGUGAUUUUUCACUAAUUUUUGGAUCAGUUGACCACUUUGAAAUUUCCUGAGCCCUUCAUACAAACUUGAUAUAGGCCAUUCCGCGCCAGCUUGUCACGUUUUUGUUUCCUCCAAAAGGCCAGGUCAAAUUUAACCAACUUUCGCUUCAAGACCUUUGUUUCUUGCCGUUAUAAAAGCAGAAAUUUGAUCUAAUUUGGUAUACGGUCUUUUUGGCGGAAAGAAAAACGUGACAAGCUAAGAAGUUGCUUCCAAUGGUUUCUACAAGAAUAUUGAAAAAGAUUUUUCAUGAACCAUUUUAGGUACCUAUUCUGCCACCUGGUGGGUAUCGCCUCGGCCUGCGUGAAUCCGAUCGUCUACGCGUUGGUCAACGAAUCGUUCCGGAACGCCCUCCACUCGAUGAUCCUCUCCUUUCGGCCGUGCUACGUGACGACCGCGGGAGGAGCCUCUACCAACGUCUACAGCUACACCGCCGCAACCAAGGCCGACCACAUCACUGUUGUACGUUUUUUGUUCCCGCGUAAACAUUUAUGUAAAGGUAGGUAUUACGAUUUGCUUAGAGUGAUCUCGCAAGCUCCGCCCCAGCCAUAAGCCAAUCAGAACGAGGGUGAUUUGAAUGACGUCAUUGCGCUUGACAUUCAAAAGCUGAACAGACUUUAUGUCACUGAUAGAACUUGGAAUUUAGUUUAAAAGAAUCACAACUAGGGAAAAAAACAAGCCAUUUUUCAAGACCCGAAAAAAUGAGUUUUUCACUGAAUACGAAGCAUUAUUUUUCCAAAAUUGAGAUGAAUAUCAGGAAAUUUUCUCAUAAUUAACAAGAAAUAUAGAAUCAAGGCUUAUAUUAUAGCGAUAAAAUUGUUUAAAAAAAUCUCAAUAUAGAAUUUUCAGGUCAAAGACGCCCUGAUAUCCCCUCGCGACAAGCCGGCUGACGUCUGA
Molecule: messenger RNA, 9555 nt
Organism: Caenorhabditis auriculariae
Lineage: Eukaryota; Metazoa; Nematoda; Chromadorea; Rhabditida; Rhabditidae
Source: the annotation of a GenBank genome assembly